AUGAUCUCGUCAGCAUCCUCCUUUGCCGCGCUUAAAGCGCAAAGGGAAGCUAGACGCAAUCCCCUCUCCACGCUAUCAUCUGCUGCUCAAGCCAUUCAAGGCUCAUCGGAUCAACAUCAGCAUUACGGCUUCGGAUCAGCUUCAGCAACAGGAAAUAUGGGUCCACCUGCCACUCCGGUUGCCAUGCCGGGUCCUUCGAAUAGAUCAGCACCAUCAAAUGCAUUCGCAAUGAGCUCGAGGCCGACGCCCGAUACUGAUAUGGAGCACGGCCAACAACCAUCACCUGUUCCACAACGACCAGCUCCUUCCAAUGCCAAUGCCAGCGCCAACGCCAAAAAAGAGCCAGGUGCUGCAGGUAGUCGAGUCAGGCUGCCCGACGUUCAGGACCUCGAGCUCCGCUUCGAUCCUUUCUCGAGCGAGCGUGCCCUCUUCUAUGCGCCAUUGCCGAAAAAUGGCCUCUCACCUGCCCACUUUUCCAUCUCGAGCUCCUCUUCCGCCUUCUCUCCAGCCAAUCGCUCGCGCUCCUUCUCUGGCUCGAUGUCCUAUUCCUAUUCUCAGCUUCUGUCCAGCUCCUAUUCGGCUCCCGGUGGAUGGGCAGCUGCUGGCAUUACCAGCUGUCGUCCUGGCGAUGUGCUCCUUCGUGUUCGACCCGAGGUAGCUGUGCUUUCCACUGCUUUGCUCGAACAACGCUGCUCGGCCUGUUACUCGCCUCGUUCAGUUUCCGAGCCGAUCGCCCAACAGGCUGCUGCAUCAACGGCAGGCAAGCUACAACGAUGCUCUGGAUGCAAAGUGGUGCGAUACUGUUCGUCUGCAUGCCAACGACGUGAUUGGCCUACCCAUCGCGACGAAUGCAAGGCGCUCAAAGCUAUGCAGCAGCUUCACACCUACCGAUCUGCUUUGCGACAGCUCGAUCAGCCUCUGGCAAAUCGUUUUGCCCAAUCUCAAGGUGGUAGUGCACCUUUCAACAUUGGCUCGUUUCAGGACAAUGAUGAGGUGGUUGCGGCUGCUGCUGCUGGUCAACUGCAGGGUAACGAGAGCGAUGAUGACAGCGGUCUUGACCGAGGGCGUGGUGGAGCAGGAGCUAGUAGCAGAAGCUCGAAUAGCAGCAAGGAUCGCAUUCGACUUCCAAGUUCGAUGAUGCGUGCCUUGGCUCGCUGGAUCUGGGCACGAAGUCGUAUCGGUGGUGGCAGUGGUAAGGAUAAAGCUCGCGGCGAGCGAGGUGAUCUGCUUGAACUUUGUUCGCAUCGAGAACGUUUCGCACCGGAAGAGCUGCAGCAACAGGCACAACUUGCGCUGCACCUUGCCCAGUACCUCACCGCGGCAGCACGUGCCAGUGCUACACUUGGACCUGUCACUCGAGGCGAAGCUCACUUGGACGAGAUGCUGCAACCCGAAUCUACUUUGUCGCAAGGAGACGCAUUGCGUGCGGUCGGCAUCGACUCGGCGAAAGAACUGCUCGACCUCGUCUGUCAAUUCGCCAGCAACUCGUUCACACUCACCGACAGUGAUCUCAACCCACUCGGUGUCUGCAUGCAUCCGAGCAUGGCAAUGAUCAAUCAUGCCUGCACACCCAAUGCAGCUGUCGUGUUUCCCUUUGGCGGCGCUGCUAAGAACGGGCAACAAAAGUGGAAUGAUGGAGAGGAUAGGAUCAUGCAGCUUGUGGCGUUGAGGGCGAUCGAACCGGGUGAAGAGCUGCUCAUCUCGUAUGUCGACAUUGCGGAUACAUAUCAGGAUCGACGUAACUACCUCAAGAAGCGAUAUUGCUUCGACUGCCGUUGCGAGCUGUGUCGCAAGAGUCAGGCCAAGCUGGCUUCUGCGAGCGGACAGCCUUUUGCUUCUCCUUCUUCGUCACCAAUGCAGCAUGCGCCACAGGACGGAUUCGGAGUACGGCCGCCUCGACCCAACAACUGGAUCGAUCCUCGACACGCGGUGUGGUGCCCAAAACGAUGUGGUGCUUGGAUCGACGGUUCAGCAAUGAACUUGUCGGACAGCAGUGCAGCGCAAGCAUCAGCGCUGUCUUCAACACUGGUCGCCAAGUGCAGCAAGUGCCACUCGGCGUCUCAAGUGACAUCAACAGAUGUGGCAGAAGACACUCGACUGGCAAUAGAUGUACUCAAGCAAGCGUCGCGAUUGCUGGACCGAGGCGAGUCGGAACUGGCAUGGAACCAGUGCGCUGCGAUACUACCAGGCUUGGUGGAGCGAUACCCACCUUCUUGGCAACCUCUUUUCCAGCUGCUCAGAUUGGCGACAACAUGCCUCAUUGAAGUCGGCUCCACUUUGCUAUCUCUUGAUCCAGCAGAUGCAUCAAAGGAACAAGCAGCAGCGUACUGCUUGGACGAGGCGGUCAGAAUGCAGAUGCUGGUUGUGGCAGGUACGCAAGCCUCCAACACACCAGUUUACCCCAAAGGUCACCCAGCCAGAGCGAUUGCUAUUGCAACGUUGGCCAAGUUGGUGUUGGCACAGUUGGACAACACGCAUCGUAUGCGACAGCGUGAAGCUGGCGACUUUGCAGGCGGUGCAGCAUUGCAGAUGGGUGGAGUGCCAAAUGCUGCGGUAUGUCGUGCAGCAGUCCAACAGACGGCUGCACAAGCUGAUCAAAGAACACUUUCCAUACUCAAGAACGCGCCUAGCGUUCCUGAGGAGAUGCGGGUUGAGUUGGCCCAACAGAUGCUCACUCAGGCUAUCGAGGAGCUCGAUAUUGCUUUCGGUAGAUCGAAUCAGGGCGGACGUACGGGGCGAGAGAUGCGCAAGGCACUAAGCGAGAUGGAACAAGAGAUUGCAUUGCUCAAGCAAACUAGCUCGAUGUCGGUAUCUUGA
Messenger RNA from Ustilago hordei, 2817 nucleotides. RefSeq lists its product as uncharacterized. The coding region runs from base 1 to 2817 and encodes 938 amino acids. The transcript has a single exon. The record is from RefSeq and is a predicted model, not a curated record. Gene Ontology annotation, molecular function: protein binding. NCBI's taxonomy places the organism in Eukaryota, Fungi, Basidiomycota, Ustilaginomycetes, Ustilaginales, Ustilaginaceae.